Messenger RNA from Arabidopsis thaliana (thale cress), 654 nucleotides. RefSeq names its product small acidic protein 1 (gene SMAP1). The transcript has a single exon. The record is from RefSeq and is marked reviewed. The coding region runs from base 192 to 380 and encodes 62 amino acids. NCBI's taxonomy places the organism in Eukaryota, Viridiplantae, Streptophyta, Magnoliopsida, Brassicales, Brassicaceae.
UAAAAAUCACUACGAAAAAUGAACGAUUAAAAUUAACAUGGGCCACAUCAAUUGGGCCUAAGAAGAUAAAGAUGGGCCACAACAUUUAGGCCUAAAAGAAAAUGACCUCAACAUCAAAACUUCGACAGUCAGUCACUGUAACAUUUUAGAUCUUUCCCGAAGAAGAAAACGAAGAAGAGACGAAGAGAGAAAUGAGGCCGAUGCAGCUGGAUAUGUUAUCGGAGAUGGAUGAUGCAGGUUCUUCGAUGGCCAUGGACGUUGAUGACCUCGAAGCCAUGGAGAUACUCAACGAAGGAGGACUUGUCUCAGAUAACAAGCUCGCCGACGCCGAUUUCUUCAACAAAUUCGAUGAUGAUUUCGAUGACACCGAUAUCAACUAAAUCCGGUUAAGUUUCCUCUUUAAGAUUUCAGUUUUUUUUCCUAAACUUGAUGUAAUUUGUGGAGAAACCUAUGUAGUAAGUGUGUAAUAAGUUCUGGGAUUUUUAUGUUUGUGGUAUGUAACAAUGUUUUUCUUCAUUUGGAUUACUAAAACAUUUGAUUUGUGUGUUAUUGUGCUUUGUCUGAUUGUUUUUUUUGGCUCAAAUUUAGAAUGUUUUUUUUUUCCUUGGUUCUGGAGAUGAUGAUGUUUUUUGGAGAUUGAAACCUAAUUUUCUU